Molecule: messenger RNA, 3720 nt
Organism: Diabrotica balteata
Lineage: Eukaryota; Metazoa; Arthropoda; Insecta; Coleoptera; Chrysomelidae
Source: the annotation of a GenBank genome assembly
GUAGUUUUCGCAGCUUAGCGUGGCUUAGCUUACGUUCUUAGUCCUUACGUAUCUGACUUUUGUAAACUCAACCCACAGAUAAAUAACAACUAUACUGUGCUCAACCUCUGUAUAUUGUGUGUGGUAUAUUGUAUAUACUAUACUCUACUCCUACUCAAUCUCAUCUGAAUAUGGAUAUUAUGGAAGGUAAAGUUGAACUUAAGAAAGAGUAUGACCAAAAUAAUAUAGAGCUAUCCACAUCAGCAGAUCUAGAAGAUUUGAAAAAUGAAACAGGGGAAGAUUACCCAGCUAUGGAAGGUAAAGUGGAAAUUAAGAAAGAAUUUGAAGAGUUUGACCAAAAUGAUAAAGAGCUAUCCUCAUCAAUAGAUGUGGAAGAUUUAAAAAAUGACCCAGGGGAAGAUUACCCAGGUUGCCUUCAGAAGGACAACAGUUAUAAGAAAAUUAUGAAAACUAAAAAUGAAAAGUAUAACACUAUUUUCACUAAAGAAACAACAGUUAAUACGAAUAUGAAAUUUAAGACCGGCCAAAGACCCUACAUGUGUCACAUUUGUUUAAAGCAGUUUUCUCGAACACAUCAUAUGAAAACACAUUUGAUGACACACACUGGAGAAAAACCUUACAAGUGCGAAAUUUGCUUAAAGCAGUUUUCUCAACUAGUACAUAUGAAGCGACAUAUGGGAAUACACACUGGAGAAAAACCCUACGAGUGCGAAAUUUGUUUUAAGCGGUUUACUGGAAAAGGUGGUUUAAAAAUACAUUCGACAUCGCACACUGGGGAAAAACCUUAUAACUGCGAAAUUUGUUUUAAGCAGUUUACUCAAUUAAGUAAUUUGAAAACACAUUUGAGAGUGCAUACUGGAGAAAAACCUAACAAGUGUGACAUUUGUUUUAAACAGUUUAGCGAUGCAAGUUGCCUUCAGGAGGAGAACAGAAUGAAAAUUAUGAAAACAACUGAAUCUUCAUCUAAAGGAAAAUAUCGAUUAGAUUAUCAGUUUACUCGAUUAGGUAAUAUAAAACAACAUAUGAAAUUGCACACUGGGGAAAAACCUUAUAAGUGCGAAAUUUGUUUUAAGCAGUUUUCCCGGAAAGAUAAUUUAAAAAUCCAUUUGAGAAUUCAUACUGGAGAAAAUCCUUACAAGUGCGAAAUUUGUAUUAAGCAGUUUAGUGAUGCAAGUAAUUUAAGAAGACAUUUGAAAUUGCAUACUCUGGAAAAACUUUAUAAGUGCGAAAUUUGUUUUAAGCAGUUUUCUCGGAAAGAUAAUUUAAAACUCCAUUUGAGAAUACAUACUGGAGAAAAUUCUUACAAGUGUGAAAUGUGUUUUAAGCAGUUUCCCAGGAAAGAUAAGUUAAAAAUCCAUUUGAGAAGUCAUACUGGAGAAAAUCCUUAUAACUGUGAAAUUUGUUUUAAGCAAUUCUCUUUGAAAAAUGGUUUGAAAAAACAUAUGAUGACACACACUGGAGAAAAACCUUAUAAGUGUGAAAUUUGUUUUAAGCAGUUUUCCCGGAAAGAAGUUUUAAAACUACAUUUGAGAAUUCAUACUGGAGAAAACUCUUACAAGUGUGAAAUGUGUUUUAAGCAGUUUCCCCGGAAAGAUAAGUUAAAAAUCCAUUUGAGAAUUCAUACUGGAGAAAAUCCUUACAAGUGCGAAAUUUGCAUUAAGCAGUUUAGUGAUGCAAGUAAUUUAAGAAGACAUUUGAAAUUGCAUACUCUGGAAAAACUUUAUAAGUGUGAAAUUUGUUUUAAGAAGUUUUCCCGGAAAGAUAAUUUAAAAAUCCAUUUGAGAAUUCAUACUGGAGAAAAUCCUUAUAACUGUGAAAUUUGUUUGAAGCAAUUCUCUUUGAAAAAUGGUUUGAAAAAACAUAUGAUGACACACACUGGAGAAAAACCUUAUAAGUGUGAAAUUUGUUUUAAGCAGUUUUCCCGGAAAGAAGUUUUAAAACUACAUUUGAGAAUUCAUACUGGAGAAAAUUCUUACAAGUGUGAAAUGUGUUUUAAGCAGUUUCCCCGGAAAGAUAAGUUAAAAAUCCAUUUGAGAAUUCAUACUGGAGAAAAUCCUUACAAGUGCGAAAUUUGCAUUAAGCAGUUUGGCAAUGCAAAUCAUUUAAGAAGACAUUUGAGAUUGCACACUGGCGAAAAACCUUAUAAGUGCGAAAUUUGUUUAAAGCAGUUUUCCCAGAAAGAUAAUUUAAAACUCCAUUUUAGAAUUCAUACUGGAGAAAAUCCUUACAAGUGCGAAAUUUGUAUUAAGCAGUUUAGUGAUGCAAGUAAUUUAAGAAGACAUUUGAGAUUGCAUACUCUGGAAAAACUUUAUAAGUGCGAAAUUUGUUUUAAGCAGUUUACUCAAUUAAGUAAUUUGAAAAGACAUUUGAGAGUGCAUACUGGAGAAAAAUCUAACAAAUGCGAAAUUUGUUUUAAGCAGUUUACUUCAUUAGGUAAUGUAAAACAACAUAUGAAAUUGCACACUGGGGAAAAACCUUAUAAGUGCGAAAUUUGUUUUAAGCAGUUUACUCAAUUAAAUAAUUUAAAAAUACACAUGAGAUUGCACUCUGAAUAAAAGCUUUAUAAGUGUGAAGUUUGUUUUAACAGUUUCCCCGGAAAGAUAAGUUAAAAAUCCAUUUGAGAAUUCAUACUGGGGAAAAACCUUAUAAAUGUAAAAUUUGUUCAUUUUUUAAAGGAAAUUGCUGACAAACAAUGUGACAAUCAGUCAGUUGAAACAUUUCUCUCCAACUCGAGAGCAGUUCAAUAUUACAUUUACCGGUAAUCAAGUUAAAGUAUAAAUAACACGCGUCAAUAUUUUAAACGUAUUUGAACAAUCCCCGUACUUCGUAGGAAAUAAAUGGAAGACAGAGAGAAUGAAAGAUACAUCCCAUCAAAUAAAUAUUGGACAUUGAUAUAUGUUAUUCAAAAUCACCAAUAUUUAACACGCUACUUUGUAACCUCGGAACACGAGGACGGACGUCCGUCUGGCGGACGGCAGCCAGAUGGUUGGUGGAGAGCGAGUCGUGGGUUCGAAACUAGCUUUUGGAACCGGGAAUGGGUCCAACGGAAGAAAUAGGUAAAGAUAGGAUAAGAGAUAUUAGAAAAGAUACAGAAAUAAACAAAAAGAUAGAUGGGUAAAAUUACCAAAGAUAAGAGAAGAUAGAAACAGGGCGCCACUCAAUUUUUUGGGGUUAAGGAGAAAAUUAAGAAAACCUUAGAAAAGAAAAGAGAUAAGAAAAGAUAUUUAGGUUCAGAGAUCAAACCCAAGGAAAGAUACCAACAGUAAAUUAUCAAAUAAAUCUGGUCAACGCAAUAUAUAAACAAAUAAUAAAUAUAUUAAGAAUUACACUUACUUACCUACGAAACUUAAUCAGCCUGAUCUUUCUACAGUUCAAAAGCAUAUUAAUAUUUAAAGAUAGUAAUUGUUCAGAGCUAUUAUUUUAUCAGGGAACUUGUUAGGAGCCGACAAAUAAAAUACAUGCAUAAAACAUUAACAAUAUAUUAAACACAAAAUUAUGAUGCUGCUAAAUGCAACACAAGUAAUAAAAAUACACAACUAUGAAAUGGUGUUAUAUAUGUAUAAAAUUAAGCAAUAAUGUAAUAAAAAAAUACCUUUUGUUAAUGUAAUACCUUUUUGUUUGUUAAUGUAAUAUCUGAUAUUAUGUAAUACAUUUAUAUAUAAAAAUGCGUAAGUGUAUAAUAUAUUUUUGGACAGAGAAAAUAUAUAUCUUUUGGCAUAG